Lottia gigantea (owl limpet) is the source of this 3044-nucleotide messenger RNA. RefSeq lists its product as hypothetical. Bases 1 to 1251 code for a protein of 416 amino acids. The transcript is spliced from 7 exons. The record is from RefSeq and is a predicted model, not a curated record. Gene Ontology annotation, biological process: cilium assembly; cilium movement involved in cell motility. Gene Ontology annotation, cellular component: microtubule cytoskeleton; nucleus. Lineage: Eukaryota; Metazoa; Mollusca; Gastropoda; Lottiidae.
AUGUAUUAUUUGUCUCUUUUCAGUAAUUCCGUCUACUCUCGAUUCUCCACGACCGAUUGGGGCCAGUCUAACAAUUCUCACUUUAAUCUUUCGUCUAAAGAAAGAUCGUAUGGAGAACGAUUGAGAGCUGACGCAUGGAGAGCCAUCAAGGAGACCGACACCCGAACUCGAAACCGACAAACUGAAGUUACCAAACGACUUGGUGAACGAGUGACUGAUAUCGCCUUCUGGAAGAGUGAAUUAAACACCGAAAUCAACCAAAUGGCGACUGAGAUAGAAAAUCUAAAAGAAUAUCGUCGAGUUUUAGAGAAAGCAUUAGGUGAUACUGCUAAUCCAUUACAUGUAGCUGAAGAAUGUUUGAUGCAUCGUGAAAAACGACGAGGUAUUGAUUUGGUUAAUGAUGAUGUGGAGAAAUCUCUGAUAAAGGAGGUAGAUAUCAUCAAGAGAUGCCAACAGAAGAUGAAGAAAUGCCACGAUAAAGCUUUAGCCCAGCUCAAAGUCGACAGAGCGUGUCAACACGCCAUGGAGGUCGACUGUAAAGAUAAACACCACGCUCAACAUCUUGAUGACAGAAUGCAACAAUUAAAAAAUUCUUCAGCUGGUAUCGGAUAUUUCCCCAGUAUUGAAAACGUUGAUAAUACGAUCACCAUCCCCGAAUCUUGGGCACGAUACUCACAAGAGAACAUCGCCAGAUCUCAGAAAGAACGAGCAGCUUCAGAAAAACUCCGAGGUGAAAUUGACAGCUGUAUGAGGUCCUGUGCUAGUGAAAUGUGGAAUAUCUUUAACGCUGUGAAUAACGCUUUCAACACCAGAAUCCACGAAACUACGGACGCUAGAAAUAAACUUCAAGCUCAUCUACAAAGAACGAUGCAAGAAAUCUUCGACAUGGAAAGAAACAUUCAUCUGUUAAGAAAAGCCAUUCAAGAUAAAGAAAAUCCAAUGAAAGUGGCUCAAACUCGACUUGAUGAAAGAACAAGAAGAAUCCAUGUUGAAGUCUGCCACGAUCCUGUCAUGAAAACAUUGAAGAAUGAAGUAAACGAGAUCCGCGAAUCCAUCGCCAUUUUACAGAAAACUUUGAACGACUCUGAGCUGAGUUUGAGCCGCCUCCUGAAGACCAAGUCUGUAAUCGAACACGAUAUUGGAGUGAAGGAGAAUUCCCUGAAAUUAGAUUCUCAGUUGUGUAUGGGAAUGAGGAAAGGUUUCCCCAUGGAUCCUAAAGUUGGUCCAAUCUUCCAGAUGCCUACAGUUUAAAGAUCUGAUACCAAUUUAAAAAUCAUCAACGAUAAUCUAAAUUUUGUCUGGGAGAUUAACCUUAAAGGGAUUGUAAAGAGGUUUUCUAAAUUUUUUUUGUGUAUCAAGGAUACUGAUAUCAUCAAUUUACAUCAUUCUAAUUUUCAAUCCGACAUCUGUGGUUCCUUCAAUUCCACUAAAACUAUGUAAUUGCAAAAUAUGCUUUAUCAAUUAAGGCUCUUCGCGAUUUGUGACGUCAUCAAACACUUAGUUGAAGUGGAAUUGCAGGAACCACAGACGUCUGAUUGAAAAUUGGAAUGGUGUAAAUUGAUGAUAUCAGUGUCCUUGAUAUUAUUGAAAAAUUUAGAAAACCUCUUUACAAUCUCUUUCAGUUUUGCCAUUCCAAGUCGUAAACUGUGUGAUAUUUAUAUUUUACAUUAUAUCGAUCGAAUGCCACCCUAUCAUUAAAAAUUUUCUUACAAAAAUUUAGCUUUGAACACUUGCCAGCCGUGAGUUCGAAUGCCACAUUUACCAGCAAUAACACCAUCAUCUAAUUUAAAUGAUAAAACUUAAUUUGAAUCGAUUUUAAAUGUUUGGCAAACAUAUGACUUGAUCAUCUGAUAUUAAACAAGAACAAGAACAAAAACAGUAUUUGAUGUUAAGUGACAGUGGUUGUAAAAAGAAAUUAUAAUUGAAAUUACGAAAGCACCUACCGAGGUUAAUAUUUGGGUAUAUCAUAUAUGAAUUUAUAUCAUUUUUCAUUGGACAAUUUUUGUAAUAUUAUUGAUGAAACUGUUAUUUGUGUAUUUAAAUAUCCAGCACUUUUUUAACAUGAGGAUUUAGUAUCGAGCACCUGUCAGUUGGUUACUAUGGAGAUUAUAUUUAAAUCACAGUGGAUAUCUUUAUUUUGUGCCAAAUAAUUUAUUUAUUUCAUUGUGUGUUUGAAUUUUCUUUGAUUAUUUAUUUGGUUUGUUUUUUCAUUUUAUGUUUUGAGAUAUAAAUUAACUUUGAUAAUAUCUAAACAAAACAAGUUAUAUUUUGGAAAUUUGUUGUAAGUUAUUUUUCAUAAGAGUUUAAUCAAUUUGAUUCUUUAAUUUGAUUAAAUAUUUGUUUUUGAUUGUUUAUUUUUUUUGUAUUGUUUUGAAUUGACAUUGAUAAUUUACACACAAGAUUAUUUCCAUUGGUUGUGAUAUUUUGUUUUGUAAUAUUUUAAUUAAUUUGGAUUUUUUGUUCGUUUGAAAUUUGUAUAUACAGUAUUCAUUGUUGUAUUUAUUGAUGAUUUUGAAUUUACAAUUUUUGUUGUUUUAAAAUUCUUUGACUUUUUUUUAAAGAAUAUUUGAUAUUGUGAAUUAUUUUUUGUGUGAAUUGCGACUAUGUUUUUAUUUUUAAUUACCUAAAAUGUAUUUUUGUUUAAAAGAACCCCAGCAUUACUGUUGUUAAUUUGUAUUAUAGAUUUUUUUCUUAUCCAUUUUUUUUUCUGUCUUUCUUAUUUUAUAACUUUUUCCCUUUCUUUCUCAUUCAUUCAUAUUUUCUUUUUUCUGUUUUUUGAUAGAAGCAUCAUAACUGGAGACUCUUUUAUUUAAAUAAUUUUCAAGGUUUUUGAUUGGAUUAAUCAUGAAAGCCAUUACAGUACUGUCCAAUCAGAUUCAGAUAAUUAAUAAGUUCUCUGUUAUGAUGAUUCUGGGAGGCGUUAGUCAUUAAUAUAUAUUGUACAUAAUACCAUUGUUUAUUAUUUAUUUGUAUAAAUUAUUUAUGAUUUGUUUUAAUGGUCAUAUUUAGGCCUACUUAUUAAUACUUUAUUACAGUAUUAAUAU